ACUUGUUCACUAUCCUCUCCAUCCCAAAAUUCACCACAAGCCCGUGAUGGCCUGAUCUGCUUACUCCUCCAUAGUUCUUGCACGACUGCACCAUCUGGGUUUCGUCUUCUUCUUCCUCAAAUUUCUUCAAAGGUGAAUGCUUUAUUAUCUAUUUUUUAAUUUGCAUUUUGUGGUGUGAGAAAAAUUGAAGUCAAAUACUCUUAAACCAUUUUUUGGGUUCCUCCUAUAUUAAAAACAAAAUAUGGGCAAUACCAUUUUCUCCGAUCUUUCAUCGUAUGGGUUCGUCUAGAUUCCGGUCAUCCUCAAAUCGGAGUACGCCGUUUGAAUCCGAUCAUCAACAAUUUGGGUUUUUAAUCCCUAGUAUCAGUAGGAAAUAUCGAUCAUUGAGCUUCGAUUCGGGUCUCCGCUUGAUUGUUUCGCUUUCGGGUAAUCAGAGAUUCGAGUCUCCGACAAGGUUGGUAAUGGCAACUUCUGCCCUAAACUCCGACCGGAAGAUUGUUACUGGUCCCGCCGGUUAUGUUCUUGAAGACGUUCCUCAUUUCUCCGAUUACUUCCCAAAUGCUCCUACAUAUCCAAAUCCAUUACAAGACAACGCUGCUUACUCUGUUGUUAAGCAGUAUUUCGUCGAUGAUGAUGACACGGUUCCUCAAAAGAUAGUUGUUCAUCCUGAUAGUCCUAGGGGAACACAUUUCCGCCGAGCAGGACCACGUCAAAGGGUUUACUUUGAGUCGGAUGAUGUUCUUGCUUGCAUUGUCACGUGUGGCGGUCUGUGUCCCGGGCUUAAUACUGUGAUCAGAGAGAUAGUUUGCGGAUUAUCUUACAUGUACGGUGUCAAGAGAAUCCUUGGAAUUGAUGGAGGUUACAGAGGAUUUUAUGCGAGAAACACAAUCCAUUUGGACUUGAAAACAGUGAAUGAUAUCCAUAGAAGCGGAGGAACCAUCCUCGGGACUUCAAGAGGCGGUCACGACACCACCAAGAUAGUUGAUAGCAUUCAAGAUCGAGGGAUUAACCAGGUUUAUAUAAUCGGUGGAGAUGGAUCUCAGAAAGGAGCAGCUGCUAUAUUCGAGGAAAUUAGGAGACGUGGGCUCAAAGUUGCAGUUGCUGGGAUUCCUAAAACAAUCGACAAUGACAUUCCUAUUAUCGAUAGAUCGUUCGGGUUUGACACAGCUGUAGAAGAGGCUCAACGUGCUAUCAACGCAGCCCAUGUCGAAGCUACAAGCUUUGAGAACGGUAUUGGUCUUGUGAAGUUAAUGGGACGCUACAGCGGAUUCAUUGCAAUGUAUGCAACUCUAGCCAGCCGAGAUGUGGACUGUUGCUUGAUCCCGGAAUCUCCAUUUUUUCUUGAAGGCCAAGGCGGGCUUUUUGAGUUUAUUGAUAAACGGCUAAAGGAGAAUGGUCACAUGGUGAUUGUGAUCGCAGAAGGCGCGGGACAAGAUCUGUUGGCUGAAAGCGAAGAGCAGUCCACAACUCUCAAAGAUGCCUCUGGAAACAAACUUUUACAAGACAUUGGCCUAUGGAUCUCACAACGGAUCAAGGAUCAUUUUGCCAAGAAGAUGACGCUUAACCUCAAAUACAUAGAUCCAACCUACAUGAUACGGGCUGUACCAAGCAAUGCAUCAGACAAUGUAUGCUGCACGCUAUUAGCUCAAAGCGCAGUUCAUGGAGUGAUGGCUGGUUACAAUGGCUUCACCGUUGGCCUUGUCAAUGGAAGACAUACUUACAUUCCCUUCUAUAGGAUCACAGAGAGACAGAACCAGGUGGUGAUCACUGAUAGAAUGUGGGCUAGGCUUUUGUCUUCGACGAACCAGCCGAGUUUCAUGAAGCACGAGCCAAACCAUCCGGUUGGUGAAGCAGGGGCCAUGAAAUGGUGAACAAUUCUGUCCGGAAACAUUUGUUUUGUGGUUUGAUUCGAGGAGGUCUUUGUUUGGGGAAGUAAGGUUUCGUUAUUUUAUAGAAACUUUUCGAAAUGUUUUAUAAUCUCCUUCAAGCAUAGAGAAGAGAUAUAUAACCUCCUUUGAAAAUAUUCAUACGGUUAAUAAUGGUGAGAAUAAUGUAAUAACUUUGGUUUGAUUUUGCUCUUACCAGAGCUGUAAUAUACAAAUUUAUAAUCAUUCUGUAAUUUAAGUGUUAUUUUCUCUUGUA
Messenger RNA from Eutrema salsugineum, 2142 nucleotides. Its product is annotated as ATP-dependent 6-phosphofructokinase 1. NCBI's taxonomy places the organism in Eukaryota, Viridiplantae, Streptophyta, Magnoliopsida, Brassicales, Brassicaceae. The record is from RefSeq and is a predicted model, not a curated record. Gene Ontology annotation, molecular function: 6-phosphofructokinase activity; ATP binding. Bases 276 to 1871 code for a protein of 531 amino acids. Gene Ontology annotation, cellular component: cytoplasm. The transcript is spliced from 13 exons. Gene Ontology annotation, biological process: glycolytic process; fructose 6-phosphate metabolic process.